CUCUUUGCAGUAAUGCAUAAACGUUGUUAUGGUGUUAUGACACUAGCUUAAUCGAUAUUUUAUAAUCAAUUAAAAAUAAGAAAUUAAACUUGUUUACAUUUUGUUUAUGGCUAGAGCUUGUGGAAAACCGAAUUAGAAUUCCAUUCCGAUUCGAAACAAUGUGUAAUGACGUAUUGCAUCUCUAUGCGACCGAGAGGGUCACAAUGUCGACGCUUCACAUGGAACUCCAGAACCCAAGAGAUAUAUCCAGAACUCUCAAAAAAUCUUCAGUUCUUGAUCGACAAACAACGAGAGAGACAAUAUUAUUAUGGCAAGCUUUUCAUUCAUCUUCCCUGAAGACAGACAUUGUUCCAUUAAGGACAACGAAGUCAAUUCAGGGUGGAUCUCAACGGUAACCGAACUCAACACCCGUGGCGAUCCAGAUUCAGAGAGUCAGAACAUCCGUCAGAGCGUUGCAGAGGUACUUGGUGACAAGUACCACUACGCGAAUGCCAUCGACAGCUCUCUGCUCUGGACUGUUGGGUACACCCCCUACAUUCCCCCAGCUCUGAAAGGAAGAAGCUUCCCCUCUGUAGAGAGCUUCUUCCUGGAUGAGUGGGAGCCACUGACACUCCUGCAGACUCCUCAGGUUCUGUCCACCAGUGUAUCCAUCGAGGAAGACAACCUGAUCCAGUCUGAUGCAGGCGUAGUGUCUCAGGUUCUGUCCACCAGUGUUGCCGUCGUGGAGAAUGACUUGAUCCAGUCUGCUGCAGGCCUAGUGUCUCAAGUUCUGUCCACUAGUGUUGCCAUCCUGGAGAAUGACCUGAUCCAGUCUGCUGCAGGCCUAGUGUCUCAGCUUCUAUCCACCAGUGUUGCCAUCGUGGAGAAUGACCUGAUCCAGUCUGCUGCAGGCCUAGUGUCUCAGGUUCUGUUCACCAGUGUUGCCAUCGUGGAGAAUGACCUGAUCCAGUCUGCUGCAGGCCUAGUGUCUCAGGUUCUGUCCACCAGUGUUGACAUCGUGGAGAAUGACCUGAUCCAGUCUGAUACAGGCCUAGUGUCUCAGGAGCUGUUCAGCAGUGACGCUAGAGUGAAGGAUCGUGAUGAUUCCACACUGAGAGACUCCAACCAACCUGAGGUCCAUGUUGCUGAUUUCUCAACCAAGAGAAGUAGUCUAGUCAUCACUAUUUCUAUGUUUUCAACCGAGAGUUGCAAUGCUUCGGUCCAUGAAGGUGAUGCUAUUGCUACCAGCCUGGAGCACUCUACUGAGAAAAUGUCUACCUCUACCGCUGAUGGCCACAUUGUUUCAUCCACUGCUGUUGCCAAUCAGAAGAAUACAAGGGGUGGAUUCGUCUCAUCUCUACGGAGACUGUUCACAAGAAAGAACAGGAAGCCUGCCAAAGUGGCUUCCAAGAAGGAGCACAUUCACUUGGUUGACUGCCUCAAUGCUGUCACCCACUGA
Messenger RNA from Salvelinus fontinalis (brook trout), 1438 nucleotides. RefSeq lists its product as uncharacterized. The coding region runs from base 308 to 1438 and encodes 376 amino acids. Lineage: Eukaryota; Metazoa; Chordata; Actinopteri; Salmoniformes; Salmonidae. The record is from RefSeq and is a predicted model, not a curated record. The transcript is spliced from 3 exons.